UGCUGUUCUCAGACCGCCGAUCUUCUUCCUUGACAACAGGUCCUAAUCCAGUUUUUACGUCUCUACAUUGAAAGGUAUUAGGGCCCUCUAACUGCCGCCGUGUCCAAGUACACUACACCGGAGGAGAGGGGCUUUUUGAGCACACCGCGCCAUCUCAAGCAGAUGUCUCGGAGACGGUGUAAAACACCUCCCUGUAAAUGUUAUCCAUUCCCCGUGCAUCGCAUAAUGGCACCGAUAACGUUACCAUACCGUACCAUUACCAUACGUCUUGUCACACGACUGCCUGCUGUUCCCCGGCCGGCAAGCCGGAACCCAACCUUAGUAAAUGAAUUUGGGACAGCACAACCGACAAUCGGCAAUGGAUGGGAGUACAGCCGCCCGGGGCGGUCCGACCAUUGAUUCAACGAGUGCAUUCGUGCUUCUCGUAACCACUCUUGCCUUCUUCUUACCUCUACUCAUCCAUUUCCCGCCAAUUCCGCCGUCCAAGCGCGAUGCACUCCUUGAGACACAUACCGAGAUCGGCCUGAGACCAUCAAAAUCCCGCCUGCAAGGGAAUCUCAAGGUUGAGGCAGGCUCUACCGCUACAAGUAAUCAAACCCAGAUCCGCAGCCUCUGGAUCUACCCGCUUAAGUCGUGCAAGGGCAUCGAGGUGUGCCAGAGCAAGGUGCUCCCGACCGGUCUCGAGUAUGACCGUCUCUACACCUUUGCCCAGCUCGGGCACCCCGGCCCCGUCGGCGCGCAGAGGUCGCGGUCGUCGGACCGAGAUGAGAAGUGGCAAUUCAUCACGCAGCGCCAGUUCCCGCUGCUCGCCAUGGUGCAGGUCGACCUCUUCAUCCCGGACAUCGCCAGGGCCCGCGGCCAGCCCUCCAAGGUGUCGGAGCCCUUCCUGCUCGUCCGCUUCCCCUGGCAGGAACCUGGUCUGCGCGGCAUGCUGGCCUGGACCGCGGCCAAGCUGGCCCGCGGAUGGCGCGCCCGCCCAGAGAAGGAGUUUGUCUUGCCCGUAGCCUUUCCCUCGGAGGACGAGAUUGAGGCCCGCGGCUACACGCGCGAGCCCGUGACCAUUUGGCGCGACACGGUUGAGGCCCUCAACAUGGAGGCGGAGCUACCUCGGGAGCUCAGUCUGUACCUUGGCGUGAACGACAGGCUCGGCCUUUUCCGCGUCGACCCGGCCCGAUUACGAGACGUCUACCGGUGCGCCCCUACGCUGCACGAUGUUGGCUACCAGCCUGUGACCAACUUUCAGGAUGCUUAUCCCCUACACCUCCUAAACUUAGCCAGCGUCCGGGAUUUUGAUGCCAAGAUCGAGAAGGACAAAGCCCUUCCGGUCCUCGACCCAAGGAGGUUCCGGGCCAACAUCAUAGUUGACGGCGGUAACACGCCUUACGACGAGGAAACCUGGAAGAAGAUCCGCUUCACCCCGCGGCCUGGCAGCAAGCGCGAGGCCUCGACGUUCCAUGUAUCUUGUCGGACUGUCCGUUGCAAAAUGCCCAAUGUAGAUCAGGACACUGGUCAUCGUCACCCGGUAGAGCCUGACAAGGCUUUGAGAAAAUUCAGAGAUGUGGAUGAAGGCGCAAAGCACAAAGGUUGCUUGGGGAUGCAGCUCACUCCCCUGUUUUCCAAGACCGAGUCGCAUGAGGAUCUGGAAAGCUGGGUCGAGGUUGGGAUGUCGGUCCAGCUGCUAGAGCGCGGGCGUCAUGUAUACAUCCCGCAGUAGUGGGUCAACCGCGAAACAUACAUGCAGACAUGUACAAGUCCAUCAGUGUACAACAUGUAUAGACACCUCGGCAACGGCGAAAUAGCACAAAACAACCAGACAACAAUGCAAACCCAACACACUACUUGCCAGCGCA
Messenger RNA from Parathielavia appendiculata, 1850 nucleotides. RefSeq lists its product as uncharacterized. Gene Ontology annotation, molecular function: pyridoxal phosphate binding; catalytic activity; molybdenum ion binding. The transcript is spliced from 4 exons. The record is from RefSeq and is a predicted model, not a curated record. NCBI's taxonomy places the organism in Eukaryota, Fungi, Ascomycota, Sordariomycetes, Sordariales, Chaetomiaceae. The coding region runs from base 359 to 1714 and encodes 451 amino acids.